Messenger RNA from Orbicella faveolata, 2454 nucleotides. RefSeq names its product serine/threonine-protein kinase mos-like. Gene Ontology annotation, biological process: protein phosphorylation. The record is from RefSeq and is a predicted model, not a curated record. Gene Ontology annotation, molecular function: protein serine/threonine kinase activity; ATP binding. Lineage: Eukaryota; Metazoa; Cnidaria; Anthozoa; Scleractinia; Merulinidae.
UCACUGAUUCUUGGUCAUAUGAACGUCAUUAGUGAUCCAGCGAGCGUAGUCCGUAUAAAAGUACAACCGAAAUAUCGAACUUCAUCCUAUGCUUAUGCAAGCGAGCAAGCAAACAUGUUUGACACCUGUAAAGGAGCAGAUUUCGAAGAAGUUGGCUUGACUGUGAAACCAUUUCAGUGCAACCGUUGCAUUUGUGUUGCUUCAACGAACUUUUCGUGCAAAACGAACAAGUUCGAACUUUGCAGGAACACGAACGAAAGUGCAAGGUGCAGAAUUCAGGCUGCGGAGGCAAUCGACAAGGAAAUGAUUCCAAAUAGUGUUUGUGAAAUCGGUCGGCCCAUCGGAUCUGGUGGAUUUGGAACUGUUUACGAAGCAACAUUGGAAGGUAAAAAGCUGGCCGUUAAGAAAAUGCACCGAAACGUGAAAAAUCCGUGCGCAAUGUUCGAAAGUGUCCAAGCAGAGAAAUUGGUUCUGCCGUUGAAACAUCCGAACAUUGUUCGAACACUAGCUGUUCUUGAGCGAGAAAACUUGCAAGAUGUCUGGAUUCUUAUGGAAUUUGCCGGUCACAGGACACUGCAGGCUAUAAUUGACGAUGAUCGAGAAGUUUUGGAAAGCGCUCGAAGGUGGCACUUUGUACGUGACAUUGCCUGCGCUCUCAAAUUCGUUCACGAGAACGGUCUUGUUCAUUUGGACUUAAAACCUGCAAACGUGAUCGUCGAUCGUCAAGAUCUUUGCAAACUUGGCGAUUUUGGGUGUUGUCAGAGCGUUGAGCUGACUGCCAAAAACGAACUAGCGUUGCCACCCAGCCCAUCACCAAGCCCUAAAAGCUUGCUGACUGGUACGUUCGCUUACAGGGCGCCAGAAUUGUUAAAAGGCGAGCUACCGAGCGUAAGAGCGGACAUGUACUCGCUUGGGAUCUGCCUGUGGCAGAUGCUUUUUCGGGAACAUCCUUAUGGACUUGAAAGUCACUUUGUUGUUAUUUUUGGAGUUGUGGCGUAUCAUUUGCGCCCGUCGCUAGCGAACUUGCCGGCAAGUGCUUCAAACGAGCCGGCCACUUCAGCUUACAUCGAACUUAUGAGGUUAUUGUGGGACGCGAGCCCGUCUUCUAGACCUAGUGCAGAGGAAGUUUUAGUAACUGUGGACGAAAUUGAAACUAUGUGAUUGCUGUUUCAGCAUACUUGUCAACUUGGUCGUCUGCACGUAGGAAACUCUACAGUUACGCAUCAGGAAUGAAGUGUAAAAAAAUGUCUUAUACAACAAUAGUUUACUAUUUAUUUUUCCACAAAAAGUCCCAAAAUAACUUAACACGACUUGAACUUGGAAUUUUACUUUUUCACUUUGCGGAUGUAGAACGAAAUUUCAAGGUCAACACAUUUGACCGUUUCGUGUUGAAAUUCCGUGUAUGUUGUUGUAUUUUGUAGUGGCUGUCACGACGACACAAAAUUUGCAUAAAUUUGCAAAUUUCAUUUACGAGGCAAUACAACGCAUUUACGUAGUUUGUUCCCGUGAGAAAGAACUGUGAAUUGCUUUUAAUUCGUAAAAAGUGGCCUUAUUCUCAAAAUGAACAAAGUUCGGAAAAGAGUAAUCGUUUCAAAUAUAAAGUUUGUGCUUCCGAAGAAUUGCGCGAAAAUUUAUCGACUUCCGUGACUGGAAACCCAAGUUGGGAAAAUUGCUCAUUACGCGCAAAGUGCUAUCUCAUCCUGUUGUGGACUACUUUUUGUGGACUACUUUUUGUCGAUUGUAUACAAAAACGAGAUAAGUCUCCUGAAGUUUCCAUGGAGAUUUUAAAUGGGAGAUCUUGUAAUGAGCCUUAAAUCGGAGUUCCUUUUUUUCUCCCAGACAAAGUAAUCCGUCAUUAAUUUCAACAUUUUUGUAUAGAAAAAUCCCUCCAUUAACUACUCUCGUUAUCAUUGGUGCAAUCUUUAUAUGGUACUUUUUUGGCAACACGACCUUUAUGCAGUGAAUUUUGGAGUUUUUUAAAUUUUUUUUAUAUCAAGUUUUGAUGACAUUUUGUUUUCACUUUUUCUAUAUUGGCAGUAACUGUGUCUGGCAGGGUCCAAGUCAUUGCAAUUUGUACAUAAAAAAUUACCACAAAAUAUUGGAAAAUAAGAAAAAUAAUAUUCAUAUCACAUUGUACAAAGAUGUAAGUUGUAUUUGCAGAGUCAGACUUGAAUAGUUUGUAUAAUAUUGCAUGAAUAUUGUUAAUUUAUAUCAUACAUGAAAACAUUAUUGUAGAUUUAACAGAUUUUAUUUAUUGAAAAAUUAGCUUGAAAAUGAAUUAGUACUAGUAGAUCAUAGAUUUGAUAGUAAAUAAUUUAACCAGAACCUCAAUAGACAAAUGAUACUGGAUUGAUAUUGUAAAAACUACAAAAUAUAAAUAUUGACUGUACAGAAAUAUAUAAAGUGAGUUACAUUAUGUAAUGUUACACAAUAAAGUGCAGUUGAAAGUGAGAA